Leptonychotes weddellii (Weddell seal) is the source of this 1755-nucleotide messenger RNA. Lineage: Eukaryota; Metazoa; Chordata; Mammalia; Carnivora; Phocidae. The record is from RefSeq and is a predicted model, not a curated record.
AUGAAGACACAGAACAGGUCACAGGAAAUUGUGUGUGAUGGUAGUAUCAGAUGUGUCGACCAGAAGUUCCGCCGCUGCCCUCCACUGCCCACCACCAGCGUCAUCAUCGUGUUUCACAACGAGGCCUGGUCCACGCUGCUGCGGACCGUGUACAGUGUGCUGCACACCGCCCCUGCCAUCCUGCUGAAGGAGAUCAUACUGGUGGAUGACGCCAGCACUGACGACUACCUAAAGGAGCAACUGGAGCAGUACGUGAAGAAGCUGCAGGUCGUGAGGGUGGUGCGGCAGGAGGAGCGGAAGGGCUUGAUCACCGCCCGGCUGCUGGGGGCCAGCGUGGCCCAGGCGGAGGUGCUCACCUUCCUGGAUGCCCACUGUGAGUGCUUCCACGGCUGGCUGGAGCCCCUCCUGGCUCGCAUUGCUGAGGAAGAAACGGCGGUGGUAAGCCCAGACAUCGUCACCAUCGACCUGAACACUUUUGAGUUCUCCAAGCCCGUCCAGAGGGGCAGAGUCCACAGCCGUGGCAACUUUGACUGGAGCCUGACCUUUGGCUGGGAGACUCUCCCCGCCCAUGAGAAGCAGAGGCGCAAGGAUGAGACCUACCCCAUCAAAUCCCCGACGUUUGCCGGCGGCCUCUUCUCCAUCUCCAAGUCCUACUUUGAGCACAUCGGUACCUAUGAUAAUCAGAUGGAGAUCUGGGGAGGGGAGAACGUGGAAAUGUCCUUCCGGGUGUGGCAGUGUGGGGGCCAGCUGGAGAUCAUCCCCUGCUCUGUGGUAGGCCACGUGUUCCGUACCAAGAGCCCUCACACCUUCCCCAAGGGCAUCAGUGUCAUUGCUCGCAACCAAGUGCGCCUGGCUGAGGUCUGGAUGGAUGGCUACAAGGAGAUUUUCUAUCGGAGAAAUAUGCAGGCAGCGAAGAUGGCCCAAGAGAAAUCCUUCGGGGACAUUUCGGAACGACUGAAGCUGAAGGAACAACUACACUGUCGCAACUUUUCCUGGUUCCUGAACAACAUCUACCCAGAGAUGUUUGUUCCCGACCUGAAGCCCACCUUCUAUGGAGCUAUCCGGAACCUCGGCAUCAAUCAGUGUCUGGAUGUGGGUGAGAACAACCACGGGGGGAAGCCCCUCAUCAUGUACACCUGCCACGGCCUGGGUGGCAACCAGUACUUUGAGUACACGACCCAGAGGGACCUUCGCCACAACAUCGCAAAGCAGCUGUGUCUACAUGCCAGUGCUGACACUCUGGGCCUGAGGAACUGUCACUUCACUGGCAAAAACAGCCAAGUCCCCAAGGAUGAGGAAUGGGAAUUGACCCAGGACCAGCUAAUCAGGAACUCAGGAUCUGGUACCUGCCUGACGUCUGAGGACAAAAAGCCAGCCAUGGCCUCCUGCAAUCCCAGUGAUCCCCACCAGCACUGGCUCUUCAACUAAGCCUCGAUCACCCCCAUGGGAGUUCCCAUGGGGAACCAAGCCUCUCAGGAAAUAGGAUUUUGGGGAACCUGAUAUUUGAGAACCUGAUUAUCAGCUUCUCUGUAGGCCUUAAAGAUGGAUUUCUAAACCCAGUGGAUAUCAAAGCAGGAUCUUCCUACUUUUGCAACACAGAGCCCAUUUUCCUUCCCCCAUGCUGAUGAAAGAGACCGUUGGAACAUAUGAUACUUGGCCUAGAGCUUGCCUCCUGUCCUUGAAACAGACUUCCAAGCAGAGAAGGCAGCCUGGGUAGGGCCCAAGGCAGCAAUGCUGAAUUCAAGAAAAGUCCUU